AUUCAUUUGAAAACAACAAAACCUGCAAUACAAAUAGCAAAUUAGAAUAGGUUUAAGGUGUAAAGGGUAUAACAUAAAAGCUGUGGCAGUCAGCCGGAAGUAAAAAUUUAAGUUCCUGCAGGUGUUCCCAUUUCUUUUUGGAUUUUGAUAUUCUUUCGGUAUGUAACUGUGAAGAUUCGAUGUCCCGAAAUUUUUGUUGUGUACGUUGUGGCAAAACGUUAUAAUCGUCGUUGAUAUUUGUUUUAUAAUAAAUUAUUCCAGAUGGAUCAUAUGCCAAGGUACGGAUCAUAUUAACAGUUGGCUCUCCGGAUUUUUUGCCUGUAUUGAAGAUACUGAGAUUUUUAUACAUAAUUUAUACAUGUGUGUUAAAUUUUACCUGGUCGAAUAGAUACGUAGCGCUUAGGAAUACUUUCGUAGUCAAGGAAAUACUUGUAAUCAACAUGAUGCACUUUUAGAGGAAAUGGGUUCUUUCGAGACUCUCUUAUCAACCAUUUUCACAAUUAGUACUCAUUUUAUUAAUUUUGUUUUAUUCCGGGAAUAAAGGCAGUAACACAAUAACACAAUUUGAUAAAGAAUGAAAGAUAAUGAAAACAACUCUAAUUACGGAUAACACAAUGUGUCACAUUGAAAUUGAAUCAAAGAGAAUGAAAAAAAGGGUAGUUACGGCUUUUUGGUUUAUGAAAUUGUUGAAGUUCUAACGGGUGAUUUUUUUGAGGUUAGGAUUUUCAUGCAUUAGUAUUUGACAGAUCACGUGGGAUUUCAGACAUGGUGUCAAAGAGAAAGAUGCUCAGUAUGCUUUGACAUUUCAUCAUGAAUAGACUUACUAACUAGCAACGCUUGCAAAUCAUUGAAUUUUAUUACCAAAAUCAGUGUUCGGUUCGAAAUGUGUUCGAUGAGAUGAGAUGAGAUGCGAUGAGGCUCAUUUCUGGUUGAAUGGCUACGUAAAUAAGCAAAAUUGCCGCAUUUGGGGUGAAGAGCAACCAGAAGCCGUUCAAGAACUGCCCAUGCAUCCCGAAAAAUGCACUGUUUGGUGUGGUUUGUACGCUGGUGGAAUCAUUGGACCGUAUUUUUUCAAAGAUGCUGUUGGACGCAACGUUACGGUGAAUGGCGAUCGCUAUCGUUCGAUGCUAACAAACUUUUUGUUGCCAAAAAUGGAAGAACUGAACUUGGUUGACAUGUGGUUUCAACAAGAUGGCGCUACAUGCCACACAGCUCGCGAUUCUAUGGCCAUUUUGAGGGAAAACUUCGGAGAACAAUUCAUCUCAAGAAAUGGACCCGUAAGUUGGCCACCAAGAUCAUGCGAUUUAACGCCUUUAGACUAUUUUUUGUGGGGCUACGUCAAGUCUAAAGUCUACAGAAAUAAGCCAGCAACUAUUCCAGCUUUGGAAGACAACAUUUCCGAAGAAAUUCGGGCUAUUCCGGCCGAAAUGCUCGAAAAAGUUGCCCAAAAUUGGACUUUCCGAAUGGACCACCUAAGACGCAGCCGCGGUCAACAUUUAAAUGAAAUUAUCUUCAAAAAGUAAAUGUCAUGAACCAAUCUAACGUUUCAAAUAAAGAACCGAUGAGAUUUUAUGCGUUUUUUUUUUUAAAAAAGUUAUCAAGCUCUUAAAAAAUCACCCUUU
Messenger RNA from Zeugodacus cucurbitae (melon fly), 1622 nucleotides. RefSeq lists its product as uncharacterized. The record is from RefSeq and is a predicted model, not a curated record. The transcript has 2 exons. Lineage: Eukaryota; Metazoa; Arthropoda; Insecta; Diptera; Tephritidae. Gene Ontology annotation, molecular function: nucleic acid binding. Bases 903 to 1523 code for a protein of 206 amino acids.